Rhopilema esculentum is the source of this 4343-nucleotide messenger RNA. RefSeq lists its product as uncharacterized. Gene Ontology annotation, molecular function: signaling receptor activity. The record is from RefSeq and is a predicted model, not a curated record. Lineage: Eukaryota; Metazoa; Cnidaria; Scyphozoa; Rhizostomeae; Rhizostomatidae. Gene Ontology annotation, cellular component: plasma membrane.
AUGAAAUUGGCAGUCUUUUGAGGUAUGACAAAAGCUCUUUUGCUUUGAAACAUCCUCGAACUGGCUUCUGUUUCCACGGUGUCAAUGGCAAGUCAAGUACAAAUGAAGACGAAGAACUGACUUAUAGCACUAAAUGCAAUCAGGACAUAAACCGUUACUAUUUUCAAAAGAAUGUCAGAUUUGUGAUUCGUCAUUACACUACCAGUUUUUGUUUGGUCCACGACAAAGCUGAUAAUUUCCUAAAGCUCCAAAACACAUUCGUUUGUGACCGCUUUGAAUUCGUUAACACGAAAAACUUAAGACACGUGGCGACAGGAAAAUGUGUGGAGAGGAAGGUUGGUUCCAUUUACUUGAUUCUGUCAAAAAACUGCUCUUCCGACCAAACAAAGUAUGAACUAAAGCAGAAUCUUCUCAUUGCCAACCCAGCAAGUGGCAAGUGUGUUCAUGCUGACGGUGGGAGAAUCGUACCUGGCUUUAAAGUAUCUCUUUAUGAAUGUUGGACUGAUGACCUAUACAAGUGGAACUUUUACGAUGAUCGAGACAUCGUGAAGGUGAAAGUGAUUUCCGAAGACUGUACUGAUCUUAGUGGUUACUGUCCAAGAACGAGGGGGCAGAUCUUUGUGAAUGGUUACCAGUACAGCCAACAAUUUAGAGGAAUAAAUGUUGCUGUAUUUGAUUACCGAAGUAGCAUUCUAGAAAGGUCAGAAGGUUACGAUAUUUGGGGAGAUCCUCUUAAAAUAGAUGCCUUAGCAACCAUGCUAAACAGUUUGGCUCCUGAUAAGUUAUUCAUUUUUUGUGCCAAGGAUGCCAUAAAAAUGACUACAAGCUUAGCGAAUGAGCUACAGAAAGUUGGUGUUCCUGCAUCUGUUACUGAAAUUGUUAAAGAUGACAUAACAUCAGAGAAAAUUUCGCUAGCAGCUAUCUUUUAUACUGGAGAUACACGAAUGGAAUGGGAAUACUCGACAAGCAGCAGGGGAGGAGGGGCUUCUAUCAUAGAAACUACUUUGUACCCUUUUCGAGACUACAAAGGCUUUACCGGUUGCAGCGAAGAAAUUGGCCUCAGAAUAGGAUACAUACCAGAUAAGGGAAUUUCAGCCCAAUCUGUUUUUGAUAAUAAUCUCUCAAAAUUUGGUACGCAACAUGCGAGACUGCACAGUGCUGAAUCCUGGUGCGCAGGCCGAUCUUCAUCAGUGUCUGUAUACUUGCAAGUCGACAUAGGUAUGCUGAAAUUCAUUUCUGGGGUUGCGAUUCAAACAUCACAAUUAAGCCGUGAAAGCCUUCAUCCAGUCAAACGAUUUUAUAUUAUUUACAGCAAAGAUGGAGUCAAGUGGACUGAAUUUUCGGAAGAUGGAACUAAUCGAAAAGUCUUUUUAGGUAAUAUCAACCUCAAGAGCCAUGUAAAAGUAAACUGGUUUCUAAGAACACGGAUGCGUUUCAUUAGAAUUGUGCCAUUAGAAAGGCAAACUGACGAAAGCACUCAUUGCAUAAGAAUGGAGUUAUUUGGAUGCGACUCGGGCGAAGUUGUCUUCGAAGAAACUUUUUCUGCCUCAAGCGGAAAAGAAAUUGGGCAGCGUGUUUCAGGCAAGUUUUCAUUUCAAGCAGGUGCCCCAUUAACGCGUCAAGUAUACGUUCACGUGUCUACAUCUGAAAAUAGAACAAGUCUUGCGAAAAACAUAGAGCAGUAUCAUUUUCAGGACAUGAACCAGACAGUAAGGGCAAGCAAGAACAAUUCACUAUCGGCAAACGCAGUGAAUAUAACGUAUGUGACAGCUAACAGACUGGGAAUGAAAAGCGCAGCAAGAAUACAUUUCAACUUGCCAAAUCUUACAGAUCAUUACAUUUAUGACAUUUGGAUUCGAUGUUGGGUAGUUGACUCGAAGUUGAAUUCCAGCACUGUUUGGAAUACAUACUCGUACGAAACAAGUGAUAGAGUUUUGGCUGUAGCGCUACCAUUCGCAAUCAAACGGAGAACCCAGGAUUACUCUUUAAUCGCUCUGAAUAUCAGUACAGCUCCACAAAAUGCAAUAGCCAGUGGUGAUCGCAUUGUACUCAACAUUUCGUUGACACCUUGGAUGAACGCAGCUGAGAUAGGACACUCGAAUGCAUACGAAUUGGAUCUGUUGGUCUACUUCGAAGAAACUUUUCUUAAUCUCCGCUCUAUUGAAUUUCUUCGAUUGGAUGACGGCAGCCUUCUUCCUUCCCGAAAUACCACCUCUUUUGGCUUUAUUCGAAUAGAAACCGACACCUUUGGACCCAUAAGCAAGCAGAAUUUCCAGCUCACCUUUGACGCAAGCAUUCCUUCUUCGAUUAACAAAGACAGCAAAUGUAAUACGAAUAUCAUCUGGGAGUUCAAGUAUCGAACAAAUUUGUUGAAAUACAAUGGAGAACUGAAAAAGGUUUUAGAAAAUCUCCUCCCAUUCAACUGUCAAAUACCAAACAAGGCAAGAGCUGUGACGUCAACGAACCGUCUUUCCCUACCUACUUUGAGCAUAGUCUAUGAUGAUGUGAAUAACGACGUCAUCAUUUGCAAAAAAGAUCUUUCUUUAGCAACAUAUUAUCAGGCAAGCUGUUUCUGGCAAGGAAGCAACAAUCUCACAUGGCAAGCUAUACCAAUGAUGUAUUCCGUUGUGGGCGUUGACACAAGUAAGCGACACCUCUAUGGCAUUGACAAUGCAGGUGAAGCAUAUGUUCGUUCUAGCUAUGAUUUCAAAAGUGUCAAGUUUGUUCAGGACGACGAGUGGACAGCCAUCCAAGGUCAUGACUCUAUCAGAAAGGCCAAAAGCACAGACAACCUAGCAGCAUUACCAAUCAGUCCUACAGAUAACUGGAUACUGCCUUCUCGUGAUAAUCAAGUUCUUGCAGUAACAGCUGGAGGGGUAAAAAGAAUGUUCAGGAGUGGCUGGAAAAAAACUGUUACGUUUUGAAAGAUGGGUGUUGUUUGUACGGUUUCUCCUUCAUGCAGAAAAUGGAAGACAAGGAUAUUUAUUCCGCUAUUUUGAGAUUUUCUCAAGUACUUAAAAGUUUUUAUGCUUAAACUUAAACAAAAAACUUAAACUAAAAAACGGUGGGGGCUGUGGGGGGUGCGUAAGGUUUUGGAAAGGAGCUUUGGGGGCUGAUAAAAUUUGACAAAGUCUUCUGGUGUAAGACUGCAGUGUUCGAGUAAAACAUUCUUAGUAUUGAAACAUUUAAACAUUUUGAAAGCAAUACGCACCAUAUUUUGAAUAAAGCACAGCAAUGCGUUAUUCAAAGAUUUGGCGAAAUCAACCCAACUGACAACACGAAUGAUUAACUGUUAUAGUCGGGUGUCAGUUUAGAAUAUAAAGAUUAAGAUGGCGCUUGCAAUUUGGAAUGAUAGAAGAAAACACCAUACAAAAAUUAUACUGUUUUUGUACAAUUGAUUGUCAAGGCGAUCAUCUGCUUUUUGUUAUGAUGAAUCACUUUAACUGAAUAACAAUUCUUUUGUACAAUAAUAAUUAAAGAGCAUCAUCUUUACAUUAUUUUUACUUUUCGGAGUAAGUCAAUCUUGGUCUGCUUUCCCUGUUGCCGUAGUCGAGACUCGUAAGAGAAUACUUCAUGGGGCUUACCCUCAAAGAGAUCUACUACAGAAUAAUGAAACAUAGAGCAUAGCGGAAUAUAAUCGAACAUAGUUCAACAAGCAAUUGUCCAGCCACGGGAGUGUAACCCUACAUCCUUAUUCUUGUAUAGCCUGUUGUCACCAUUUUUAGGGUUCAACAAUAAUCAAUUCGCACAGUGUGUUGAAUCAUAUGUGUGCAGUGUAAAACUAUAUCAACCACUUGUGAGAUCUAAUGCGAAAACAGAAACAACUGAAAAUUAUUUAAAAGAGGAUCACCAUGUAAAAAGCGCAAAAAACAUUGUUAAUGUUUAAUGACAAUAAAUAUCUAGAAUAAUACAUUUAUAAGCUACGCUUAACCAGUUUGUUUUUUUCUCAUCUUUUUUUUUUGAAAAGCAUGCUGAAACCAUGACUGCCUAUCAGCCUUAGGACAAUCCAAUUUUUGGCACUUUUUUAGUAAUGAAAUGAUGUACAGCUGGUUUGGGCUACCAAAACUCCUGCUAAAACAUUUUCCAGGAUGUGCGGAGUGUCUCCAAUUCUUUGGGAAAUAUGGAAUUAUACAAGGGUAAGAACCUCGUUGAAAAAAUUUUCAAUUGGCGUGAAGUACUUUUUCAUCAAGCAUUUUAAGGCCACACCCAAAUCUUGGCGAUAUUUUUUAGAAUAUGUGCAAUGAUAAAGAAUACUUUGAGGCAAUCGACAAAUACUUGAGUGACUUAAGCCAUUUGUCAAUCAAUAUUAGCCAAUCACUUGGCAUGUAAGUGCCAUAAUCACU